Molecule: messenger RNA, 978 nt
Organism: Sungouiella intermedia
Lineage: Eukaryota; Fungi; Ascomycota; Pichiomycetes; Serinales; Metschnikowiaceae
Source: the annotation of a GenBank genome assembly
AUGAAGGUUCCUGAGCCUUUGCGAUAUAUCUUCAACAGAUUUCCCUUAAAAACAUUUCCAGCCAUCGAGGACAAUACUCAUCAUCAAGAAAAUGAAUUCUUUUUUGGUUUGAAUGAGGCAUCGUCUUGUAAUGAACAAGAUCAAAAAUUUUGCUUGGGAGUCCACAACAUUCAACCAGUAAGUAUAAAGGGAGAGAAGAAGUACAUUCCGACUGACCCAGUCAGUUUGGGGAAUUGCCUUAUUCUAUGUUUUCGAAACAACUUGUUCUUACCAUCCAAGGGGAAGCAGCCACUCUCACGAAAUUCAAUGAGACUGAUGUCUUACUUAAUAUCUGAUAGCAAGGAACUUCCUGUGUUAAUAGAAACCAACGGCUCAAGGACUGAGUCUAUUACUGAUUCUAAAUCGUUCGCUCAAUCAGUAUCGCUGAAAUACUUUUCUAAAGAUCUGCAGGGUUUUUUGAUUAACCACCUUCUUGACAACUUGAACGACCUUUGGAUACUCAUCCUCCUAGUUGAUGUCCACGAAAGCGGGUCGUUCGACUAUUCCAAAUUAUUUUAUCAAGAUCCUGAAAUUGCUUCCAACAAGAUUACAAACAGUUUAACUACUAUGAAAUUGGUGGCGGAUAUUCCCUAUUGGACAUCGUUCAAAAUUCGAUAUCCACAUUUAUUUCAUUCUCAUUUAUCCACAAAUCUUUCUGGUGAGUCUCUAAGAGACUUGAUUAAUUCUUUCAAUUCCAAGGCAAUCGAAGAAACGUGCAUUGAAAAAUUGCAGGAUUUUGAAAGAACUAUUCCGUUAGUGAAUAAGUACUUGGAAUCCAUCGAGGAAAGCGACUCGAGGUCAAUAAUAGAGCUCAAAUUUGCUUCAUUCGUGUUUGUUACAUCAACCUUCAUCUCUAAAUCUAGUCAUAUUGGGCGACUCCUUGAGUUCAAGUUCAAGGAUGUUAUUUCAUUCUCGAAGGAAGUUAUUAGUCGCUAUUAA